Nezara viridula (southern green stink bug) is the source of this 498-nucleotide messenger RNA. NCBI's taxonomy places the organism in Eukaryota, Metazoa, Arthropoda, Insecta, Hemiptera, Pentatomidae. The record is from the annotation of a GenBank genome assembly.
AUACAUGUUUCUUUAAACAUAACAGACUUAGAAACGAACACGGAGCAGAUAAUGCGCAGAAGACUUCAACACGCAGCCGCAAAAGGCGCGGGACACGUUUCGAAUGCUGUUAAAAAGCAAAUAUCUCAAUCCGAAGGAAGAAAGCUACAGACGCUCCAGAAUGCCUGGAAUGCUGGCAACCUCGGGACGACAAAAGAAGCCAAAGAAGCGGCAACACAGACGAACUCUGCGAGAAGGGAGCUGGGAAGUUGGAGAGCCGAUAACUCAGGCAGGUGGAGGUGGGGUCAGUCGAACAAUGCUGUCUUCGGCUCCAGCAUUGUGCUCCAGGAUUUAUGGAGCUGGAAUCGAUUGGUUCAGUCCCGUCCAAUCCGGAGGAACAGGACAAAUCGCCUCUCUUUGUCUGAUCUAACAGUUCCUGGCCGUUUGGGUAACAGGCCGGAGGAGCCUUCUUUCAGGGGGUUAUACCUCGACCGUGAGGGAUAUUGGGCUGUCCCUUAG